This is a messenger RNA of Juglans microcarpa x Juglans regia, 1070 nucleotides long. Its product is annotated as protein FAR-RED IMPAIRED RESPONSE 1-like. Lineage: Eukaryota; Viridiplantae; Streptophyta; Magnoliopsida; Fagales; Juglandaceae. The record is from RefSeq and is a predicted model, not a curated record. The transcript is spliced from 3 exons. Bases 244 to 1005 code for a protein of 253 amino acids.
AACCCUGGAAGUUCAAGACAUGUGGAACAGGUUGCAGAACUCACCUCAGAUUCAAGGCAACGUAAUACUGCUGAAAGUGGAACUCGGGAUAAAUCAAAUGUGAGGGAUGAGCUUGAUCAAGAACAGGAUUUUGGUGGAUUCAAAGAGAAACAUGUAGAUGAGGGCACUGCUGAAGUGGCAAAUGAUGCUGCACAUCAUUUAAGGGCGGAAGAGGAGGUGGAUAACGAUAGGCGUGAAAAUUUCAUGAAUGAUGGGAAGAACAAUGAUAGUCUUGAAGAGCCCAAGUCGGGGAUGUUGUUUAGUUCCAAGGAGGAGCUUUUUGCUUAUUAUAAACAAUAUGGGAAACAAACUGGUUUUGGGGUCAUGACACAAAGAAGUAAAAAGGAAGUGGAUGGGAGUGCCAAAUAUUUAACGUUAGGAUGUGCUCGUGGUGGCAAGGCACAAAAUCGAACAUCCAAUGUUUCUAAGCCACGUCCAACAACAAAGACGAAUUGUAAGGCCAAGAGUAAUGUGAUGUUGGUUGAUGGAUCAUGGCGUGUGACUCCAGUUGAGAAUACACACAAUCAUGCACUAAAUUCAUUCAAGUCGAAGUUCUUUAGAUGUAAUAGAAAUGUUGAUGAUGUCGUUGAGAGGCAGUUAGACGAAAACGAUGAGAUUGACAUACAAAUGAAUAAAAGUUUCGACGAGGUGGUUGAGCUCAAGAAUAUUCAAUUUAUAGAGAACGAUUGUCGAAAUUCUAUUGACAAAACACGACACCUUCAACUUGGUAAAGGAGGCGCUAAGGCACUAUGUGAGUAUUUUGAGAGAAUGCAGUACAAGAAUGAUGGAUUCUAUGUCAUGAUGGAUUUGGAUGAUGAUUCGAGACUAAGAAAUGUUUUUUGGGCCGAUGCACGGAGUAGGGUAGCGUAUGAAUACUUUGGAGAUGUUACGUUUGAUACGACUUACCUGACUAAUAGUUACAACAUGCCCCUUGCACUUAUUUUGGGUGUAAACCACCAUGGUUAGUCAAUCCUUUUAGGAGUAGGAUUGAUAUCAAGUGAAGAUACAAAUACUUUUGUUUGGUUAUUUCA